Gaeumannomyces tritici R3-111a-1 is the source of this 684-nucleotide messenger RNA. RefSeq lists its product as hypothetical. The coding region runs from base 1 to 615 and encodes 204 amino acids. The record is from RefSeq and is a predicted model, not a curated record. The transcript is spliced from 3 exons. NCBI's taxonomy places the organism in Eukaryota, Fungi, Ascomycota, Sordariomycetes, Magnaporthales, Magnaporthaceae.
AUGGAGAAUCCCAUCCAGAUCCAUUCCCCCGUGCUGCUCGAGAGCACGCCCAGCGGUACAGGGGUGGUUGGUUCGUUACCGCCAACAGGCUCGCAGAGGUUCCCGAGCUACAGUCCUAGGAGCUCCAAAGAUCGGGCGACGGCUGCGCACUUGAUGCUUGAACAAGGCAGCCAACCCGCGGGCUUGGCAGCACGCGGCUUUGGCAUUACGUCUGCCAUUCGCAAGACUCCAGGCAGACACAAUCGGAUCCGUCGCGGCCAAGUCACAGAAAUGCCGUGUGCACCACAUCUCGAUCCACCCGACGGCAUCCUGUCGCAGGCUGGUCAAGAUUCAAUGCUAAUGGUGGCAGCUUUAAUGUCGGUGCCUCAGCUUUGCCGCAGUGGCGAUGGUGGUUGCGAGUCCUGGGUGUCAGAAGACGAACGUUUCUUGGCUGCCUGGGUCCGACUGGCGCUUGUCAUUAUCUCGACGGAGCGGCGGGGACGGCCCAGCCACCCGCAGACGCGCCUCCUUGCCUACUGCAGGCGGCAGGGGGCCAACGCAGACUGGAAAAGGGGUCCCGGAAAUGAUGGAGGAGUUCCGCCAGACGCGCGUGGCAUGGGCAUGGCAACCACAUAAUCGUCCCGAAGACCGAGCCUGUCGACACCGGCAGCCUGGAAUACACAGGCUGAAAGUCCGAGGGCUGGU